ACGUGACUAACCCGGAACUAACUGUAAAAAUAAAUACAAACAUUAUCCUCACCUAUGAUUGCAAUAAUAACAGGCUGAGUUUUGUCGCAUGUACAGUGUAUAUUGCUUUAGAGGUUUUGUAAUGUGAUGGCUAGGAAGACUAGAAAAGAGGAAUACUACCGUUUCUUCAGCGUUACUGAGCCUCGCAUACACGAGAAGGGACACACGGAAUAUAAAGUAACAGCAAGGUUUGUAUCAAAGAAAAGACCAGAGGAUGUGAAAGAAGUUGUUGUAUGGAGAAGAUACACUGAGCUGAAGAAACUGCACGGAGAGUUGGCUUACACUCAUAGAAACCUCUUCCGCAGACAGGAAGAGUUUCCUCCUUUUCCCAGAGCACAGCUCUUUGGUCGGUUUGAUGAAGCUGUGAUUGAGGAGAGAAGGAAGGCAGCUGAAGCCAUGCUGCUGUUUACUACAAACAUUCCUGCAUUGUACAACAGUCCUCAACUUAAAGAAUUUUUCAGGGGGGGAGAGGUGAGAAGACCAUUAGACCCAUGCAUCUCUUCUCCUACAUCUCUACCACCCCCUCUCAUUCCUUUGCCUAAGGGGGACGAUGCCCUAGGAGCUGAAGAGGAAACAGGGACGGAGGCUCCGAUCCUGACCCAGGAACUGGAGUCUACCCUGGGUGAAAAGGAGCUUGGUGAGCCUGAGAUGGCAGUUGAGGCUCUCAGUAACAUGGAGAUAAGCCCAGUAGAAGAAAGACAUGAAGAAAAAGAGGAAGCAGAAGUCAAUUUUGGUGCAGACCAGCCAACCUCAGUUGCCAGCCCUGAGCUUCCUGGAUCUCCAGUUGAUCAGUCCGAGGAGUUUGAUUCCCUCUUUGACUGUGCAUCGGAGGAACCUGUCGAUGGUGCACAACCCCUUCUCUCAGACAACGACCUAGCCAUCUUUGACCCGUGUGCAAAAGAAGACCAGGGCUAUGGAUCUCCUGGUCUCUCUGAGCUGCUGUCCAUUAAACUGCCCUCUCAGGAUAAUGUGGUGUGUGGUGAGGAGCCAGACUUUGUUGUCCAAUCAACCAGUGAGAUGACUGCAGCCCAGGAGAGCGAGAAAGAGGGAGACUACAGCACGGCAAUAACGCGAUACAGAACAGCAGUGGAAAUCCUCAUGAAAGGAGUGCAAGGAGAUGUGGACCCUCAGCAAAGGGAUGCAGUGAAGAGGAGGGUAGCCGAGUGCCUCGAGCAUGCAGAGCGACUGCUCUCUUUACAGACUCCUACUCAACAGCACAACACGUAGCACUCAAACUCUCUCACACACACAGAAUUACAUACCUCUGCCACACUCACAUGCUUCACAAUAACUUAUGCGCUACAAUUAAACAGACCACGACUACAUUUUCACUUCUGCAUCUCCUCAUUAGCUUCACUUACCUGCAGUCCCAAAAGAUCUAUGCAUACAAUGAGCACAACUGUCUCAACACUAUACUUAUUUCCCCAUACUAUUUUCAACAUGGUAUUAAAACAAAUCAGACACUGGACUUCUCUAUGUGUAUAAGUCUAUAGUAUAUUUAUAAUCUAGUACUUUAUUUUACUGUAAUUAUAUUUAAAUUAAUUAGUGUUAAUAUUUGUAAUGUCUAAUUCUUUUCCCUUUUGGCAAACAUCUGACUGAGUGUAAUUGUUUUAAACUACCACCAGGUGUCCUCACUAUGCUUCAUGUUCAAACUGAUAUGGAUUUAUUUCCUAACUUGAAAGUUGAACAUAUUUGCCGGUAUUUUAUUGACUACACACCUGGCAUUUGAUCGGAUUAUGUUUGAUGCCCAGCAUAUUUUUCUUUUGCAUUUUGGAUUUAAUUAAGACUAAUGCAACUAGCAAAAAAAAUGAAACUGUUGGCCAACAGUUAGCAUCAAUCAAAAGGCUAAAUGCCACUCUUGUUAAGAGCUGAGAGAUGAUGGGAUGUCUCACAUAUAAUGGCAUAAUAAUUGUUUUUAAUAUGAAUAAACAAAACAUUUUAAAACCCCA
Messenger RNA from Silurus meridionalis, 1988 nucleotides. RefSeq names its product sorting nexin 15 (gene snx15). The transcript has 8 exons. Gene Ontology annotation, molecular function: phosphatidylinositol binding. The record is from RefSeq and is a predicted model, not a curated record. The coding region runs from base 127 to 1266 and encodes 379 amino acids. Lineage: Eukaryota; Metazoa; Chordata; Actinopteri; Siluriformes; Siluridae.